Molecule: messenger RNA, 4541 nt
Organism: Hemicordylus capensis (graceful crag lizard)
Lineage: Eukaryota; Metazoa; Chordata; Lepidosauria; Squamata; Cordylidae
Gene: NDST4
Product: N-deacetylase and N-sulfotransferase 4
Exons: 13
Coding region: 694-3198 (834 amino acids)
Cellular component (GO): Golgi apparatus
Molecular function (GO): heparan sulfate N-sulfotransferase activity; deacetylase activity
Source: RefSeq, a predicted model, not a curated record
GAGAGAAAAAGAGAGAGCGAGAAGGAGAGAGACAACUACAGCUAAGCAAGAGGCAAAGCAACAGCAGCAGUAGCAGCAGCUGGUAUUCGGGUGAUUAAGUAGUUCUCAUAGCCUUUUUGCUGUUCUGUGACUGCUCCCUGGUGUAAGUCUUGUGUGUCCGAAAAGGAAGCUGCAUUUUAACGGUGUGCUGAACAGAGGUUUGAAUCCUUCCAGCUGGCUGCUUGUUUUGGAAAAGGGCUCUGUGUAUAAAUAAAAUGUGACUGCUCCGGAGGAGUUGAGUGGACAGGGGAUGGAGCGGGAGGAGUCUUCCUGAGAUACCAGCAUGAUCAUUGUGAAAAGGCACAGAAAGAGCUCCUACGUUACCUGGAACUGAAGGAUGAGAUCUCAAAAGAAGAUUUUCUAUUCCCUGCAUGGACUUUCCUGGAAAUUCUCUUAGGAUAAUGUUAAGUGUCUACUCCAUUGAUUAUUGGGAACUGAUGCAUGCAAAGAAGACUGCUUCCGAUAUAGAUUUCCAAUUCUGUGGACUUCCAGCUCUAAGUGUUUCAUAGCCUCGCCCACCCCCUUUUAAAUGCAUUGCAAUGGUCACAUGAAUGUUUGGAGAGUGGUGCUGAUACCAUCUCUUGGUCUGCUUAUAAUGGCACUUUAGGAGGAAAAAGCCAAGUUUUAAAAAUUCAAUUGUGAGUACUGCAAAAAAUGAAUCUGAUUGUGAAACUUCGUAGAAGUUUCCGAACACUAGUAAUUCUCUUAGCCACCUUCUGCUUAGCGAGUAUAGUGAUUUCUGCCUAUUACCUGUAUACAGGUCACAAGCAGGAAAUAGCCCUUGUUGAGAGCACAGGAGGGGCAGAGUGUGAGGAUCUUAAACUUUUACCAUACAGGUCCAUGGAACUUAAAACAGCAAAGCCAAUUGAUCCAUCUAGAACUGACCCUACUGUGCUGCUCUUUGUUGAGAGCCAAUAUUCUCAGCUUGGUCAAGACAUCAUCGCCAUUCUGGAGUCUAGUAGAUUUCAGUAUCAGAUGGUGAUUGCAUCUGGGAAAGGGGACAUUCCUCCUCUGGCAGAUAAUGGCAAAGGGAAAUAUAUCCUUGUAAUAUACGAAAAUAUUUUGAAGUAUACAUCGAUGGAUUCGUGGAACAGAGAACUUCUGGAAAAAUACUGUGCGGAAUACAGUGUUAGCAUUAUUGGUUUUCAUAAAGCCAAUGAGAACAGCUUGUCAAGCACGAGACUCAAAGGAUUUCCAUUGCAUCUUUACAAUAACGUAGCUCUGCAAGACUGCUUAGUAAACCCCCAGUCUCCUCUUCUGCGCAUUACCAAAGCCCCAAGGGUUGAGAAAGGCCCAUUACCUGGCGAAGACUGGACUGUCUUUCAAUAUAAUCACUCUACUUACCAACCAGUGCUUUUAACAGAAUUCCAGGCUUCCAAACCAUUCCCAGCGUCACUGCCUAAGAUGGCUCUCUAUGCUACAGUGCUUCAGGAUCUGGGACUUCAUGAUGGGAUUCAAAGAGUCCUUUUUGGGAACAACUUGAACUUUUGGCUGCAUAAACUCAUUUUUAUAGACGCCAUCUCUUUCUUGUCGGGGAAGAGGCUUACAUUAUCCUUGGACAGAUACAUUCUUGUUGACAUUGAUGACAUCUUUGUUGGGAAGGAAGGGACAAGGAUGAACAUCAAAGAUGUGAAGGCCUUACUAGAGACUCAAAUUUUACUACGCACUCAGGUUGCAAAUUUUACCUUCAACCUUGGAUUUUCAGGAAAGUUUUACCACACAGGAACUGUUGAAGAAGAUGAAGGCGAUGAUCUGUUGUUGAACUCUGUGGAUGAGUUCUGGUGGUUUCCUCAUAUGUGGAGCCACAUGCAGCCUCAUCUCUUCCAUAAUGAGUCAUCAUUAGUGGAGCAGAUGAUUCUCAACAAGGAAUUUGCACUAGAACAUGGCAUCCCGACUGACAUGGGCUAUGCAGUGGCUCCACACCAUUCUGGCGUUUACCCUGUCCAUAUUCAGCUUUAUGAAGCCUGGAAGAAAGUCUGGGGGAUUAAGGUGACCAGCACUGAAGAGUACCCUCAUCUGAAACCUGCACGGUACAGACGGGGCUUCAUCCACAAUGGCAUCAUGGUGCUCCCACGACAGACAUGUGGGCUUUUCACCCAUACAAUCUUUUAUAAAGAAUAUCCUGGAGGUCCUCAAGAGCUAGACAAAAGUAUCAAAGGAGGCGAACUGUUCCUUACCAUUCUUCUCAACCCCAUCAGCAUCUUCAUGACCCACCUGUCUAACUAUGGGAAUGACCGACUAGGCUUGUACACCUUUGUCAAUUUGGCCAGCUUUGUUCAAAGCUGGACCAACCUGAGGCUACAGACCCUGCGUCCCAUUCAGCUAGCUCACAAGUACUUUGAGCUCUUCCCUGAGCAAAAAGACCCACUCUGGCAGAAUCCAUGUGAUGACAGACGCCAUCGGGACAUCUGGUCUAGAGAUAAAACUUGUGAUCACCUACCAAAAUUUCUUAUUAUUGGACCCCAGAAAACAGGAACAACAGCACUUUAUUUAUUUCUCCUUAUGCAUCCUUCCAUCAUUAGUAAUCUCCCUAGUCCAAAAACCUUUGAAGAAGUUCAGUUCUUUAAUGGAAACAACUAUCAUAAGGGAAUUGACUGGUAUAUGAAUUUUUUCCCUACCCCUUCUAAUUCCACCACUGAUCUCUUGUUUGAGAAAAGUGCCAACUACUUCCACUCGGAAGAGGCGCCCAGGCGUGCAGCUGCACUGAUUCCCAAGUCAAAAAUAAUCACCAUUCUCAUUGACCCAUCAGACCGAGCAUACUCCUGGUAUCAGCAUCAGCGUUCUCAUGAGGACUCCGCUGCUCUGAAGUUCAAUUUCUAUGAAGUUAUUACUUCGGACAACUGGGUACCCUCUGAGUUGAAAAUGCUACAGAAAAAAUGUUUGACUCCUGGCUGGUAUGCUAUCCACAUAGAUAGAUGGCUAACACACUUUCCUACUUCACAGUUGCUAAUUAUUGAUGGACAGCAGCUAAGAAGUGACCCCGCUUCUGUAAUGGAUGAUGUGCAGAAAUUUCUGGGAGUUUCUCCUCAUAAUAAUUAUUCUGAAGCCCUAACCCUCAUGGUCACUGCAGUGCUCAUAACAGAAGGAACCCCUGCCCACCCCAACAACGCCAUCGCUUUGGUCCCUGCUGCUAGCCUCCAGUGGCCAAACAGCAGCUAGGAAACUUCCUCAUGCUGUAUCAGUGGUGUCACACACAGCCGCCCGCCCUGCAGAACCCAUCAGCUCCCAACACCAAGUGAAUGUUUACUUCACAAGUCAAAGGACAAUCUGCAUCUACUGGGUGUGUUGGGUUUGGCUUUUUAAAAAAAAUUAUUAGCAAUGUUACUUGAAAGAAUAACAUGACUUAAAAAGUGAAAAUACUUAAGUUCUCUUAAGUAAUGUCAGAGAAACUAAAUAUUGGUUUUGAUUAUGACUGUGCGCUUUCCCCAAUGUAUUUGUAUUUGUUAUGACAUGUAUACUUAACAUGAUGUAUUGAACAUUGCUUUGUUUCUCUCCUAUAUCAAUUUAAUCUCAUACCCCGUAUCCAACUAACACUAGCUGCCAGGCACAGGCUACCGGGAGACUGAAUAAACGUAGUGCAUGACUAAGUGAAAAUUAAGCACCUUCAUUUCUCAUGAAUUUCAGUGGGAGAAAGUUUGUGUUGUACUCUUCCAUUCAAAUCAGUGAAACGAAACAAGUUUAACUUUAGCUGGAAUGUAUCCUUUCCUUUUUCCAGGUUGGAUAGAAAUGCCUAUCAACAGUGAAUUAUCUUUCCCAUUUUAGUAUUCAGACACAUGACCCUUAAAAUUACCACUCACCCUCCAGCUUUAUGUACUUUUGACCAAAUCAUUAUACAAGUCACAGUCUAGCCAAACUUAAAUCUUUUAAAGUCAUGAUGAGAGAGUUAAUCAUUUGCCAUAACCAAAGGCAUGGAAAAGUGCUUGACUGGAUCAGGCCUACAUUGUCUCAUUCCAGAGGUUACAAAACGGACCCAUUUUGUGCGACUGAAUUUAUUUGCUUUAAAAAUGCAUUCCGAAUUAGCACUUUUCCUUGGUAAAGUUAAAUACAUUUCAUUGAAAGCUGAUGUAUUAGUUGGAACAUAGUUCCACAGCUUUAUUUCUUUCCUGGUGCACAGCAAGUGAUAUUGCUUCUCUCUUGGGAAAUUACUGGAAGCCAGUAAAAGUACUCUGCUAUGCAAAAAGGAGAUUGGGAAAUCCAAGCUAGAAAUGAAUCUCCUCUCAAUAUAUCCAUUUAAUCAAUGAUUUAUUUUAUUUUAAUUGAUACAGCUACUCAGGACAAUGUUGGCAGUAAGGAUUAGGCCCAUAAUAGGCUGAGCUCAGGAGAGAAUCCCCCUUUGUCUGAAAUGAGCUCACAUGUGUGCAUAUGCAGGUGCAUUGCUAUUAUAGGAAAAGGCCUGAGGCAAGGAAAUAUUUGGCAGCUAAUUACUUUUAUAUCCCAACCAAUUAUAUUUCAGCCUGCCCAAACAUCUGCUGAAUGGUGAAAAUAUAAUGCAAACCUUUUUA